Molecule: messenger RNA, 6153 nt
Organism: Aspergillus campestris IBT 28561
Lineage: Eukaryota; Fungi; Ascomycota; Eurotiomycetes; Eurotiales; Aspergillaceae
Gene: sidD
Product: nonribosomal peptide synthase SidD
Exons: 1
Coding region: 1-6153 (2050 amino acids)
Biological process (GO): secondary metabolite biosynthetic process; amino acid activation for nonribosomal peptide biosynthetic process
Cellular component (GO): cytoplasm
Molecular function (GO): catalytic activity; phosphopantetheine binding
Source: RefSeq, a predicted model, not a curated record
AUGAAAGACGAGGCUGUACUGCUGUCAUGGCUGAUUGUGCUCCUGCGCGCCCAAGACGACGUCCAGAUUCGCUUCCAGUGGGCGUACAAUGACGGGUCUAGCGAGCCAGAUACCAAGACCCUCAAAAUGGAGGUGGUCUUUCCUGAUGGGCUCCAAACCACCGUGAGCACAGCAAUCGAGAGCAUAUCCAAGCACAUCGCAACGGAGGCGCAAGCCGGACAGUCGAUGUUGGAGUCCGGCAGCCUCCUCCUCAGCACGGGGUCACUAUCGACCUCCUCUGACAACGUCAAUGAAGAGCCGACCCUCUACAUUGAGGUCAGUUUUCGAGACCAAAGUCUGGAAGUCCGGCCCGCGUGGAUGUCCAACAACAUGCUUCCCUUCACAGUCACCCGACAUAUCGACACCCUCGUGCACACCGUCCACGCCGGCCUAUCCAACCCAAACACCACCAUCCAGUCCUACUUGCACACCAUACCAUACGAUCUGGACAACAUCUGGCGCUGGAACCACACCCUCCCGCCGACUUACAACUUCUGCAUGCAUGACAUGGUCGCCGAGCGGGCUCGCCGUUCCCCGACAAAAGUAGCAAUCUGCUCCUGGGACGGCGACCUCACCUACGCCCAGGUAGACCAGUACUCGACCCAAGUUGCUUACACGCUGCAGCAGCAACUUGGCGUCCGCCAGGGGGACAUCGUCCCCGUGUGUUUUGAAAAGUCCCGCUGGACCGUCGUCGCCAUAUUAGCCGUCAUGAAAGCCGGGGCGACCUUUGCAAUGAUGGACCCAUCGCUGCCACUGGGACGGCUGCAGAAUAUGGCCGUGCAGGUCGGUGCAGCAACCAUCUUGACGUCACGAGACCAGCACGACCUGUCCGUGGAGAUUCUGCCGUCCGGAAACUACUUCGUCGUCGAGGCGGAUAUCUUCUCCGCCGCCGUGGGCCCCACGACGGCUUCAGGGGCAGACCUACAGCCUGUGACACCGUCAACUCUCAUGUACAUCAUAUUCACCUCCGGCAGCACGGGGACCCCCAAAGGAGUGACGGUGUCGCACCAGACGUACACCAGUAGUGCGGUGCCCCGCGCCCAGGCCGUAGGGUACAGCGAGACGUCGCGAGUUCUGGAUUUUGCGUCGUACGCGUUCGACGUCAGUAUUGAUAGCAUGCUGCUGACGCUCGGGAACGGCGGGUGUCUGUGCAUCCCGUCCGAUGAGGACCGGCUGAACGAUAUCAAUGGCGUUAUUCGCAGGAUGGAAGUCAACUACGCGGGGAUCACGCCGUCGGUGGCUCGCAUCCUGGAGCCGGACGUUAUUGCGUCGCUCAGCAGCGGCCUUGGGCUCGGCGGGGAGGCUGCUUCGUCCAGGGACGUGACGAUCUGGGGCCGGGAUGCGCGGAUUAUCAUCGGGUAUGGGCCGUGUGAGUGCACGAUCGGCUGCACCGUGAACAGCAGCGCAGCAACGGGGCGAGACUACAUUUCCAUCGGGCCUGGCAACGGCGCUGCUAUUUGGAUUGUGCGCCCUGACGACCACAACUCGCUUGUUCCGGUGGGUGCGGUGGGCGAGCUGUUGGUGGAGGGUCCUAUUGUCGGCCAGGGAUAUCUCAACGACCCGGAGAAGACGGCCGCGGCAUUUAUCGAGGACCCUCCCUGGCUGACGGCAGGGCAUAAGAAUCAUGCGGGCCGCCGAGGCCGUCUGUACAAGACAGGGGAUCUGGGGAGAUACGAUCCCGAUGGAUCGGGGGGUAUUGUCUUUGCUGGACGAAAAGAUACCCAGGUUAAAUUGCGCGGACAACGCGUGGAGCUUGGCGAGAUCGAGAGCCAACUGAAAGCGAUACUUCCAACCAACACUGUGGUCAUUGUGGAAGUUAUCAAGACCCUGGGGCAGCCGACUUUGGUGGCGUUUAUUGCCAUCUCUCAAUCGACGGGAAACCAGGGGCGUCCCUGUGAGCUCCAGUCGGCCGACUUCACGGCAGAGCAGCAUGGUAUGCUCACGUCGGCCGAUGCAGAGAUCGCUAAGGUCCUGCCUCGGUACAUGGUUCCCACGACAUACAUCCCCGUGAACCAUAUCCCCGUUCUCAUCUCCGGCAAGACCGACCGGAAACGUCUUCGGGAGUACGGAGCCACUGUCGACCUGAGACAGCUCGAUCAGAAAAGUACCAGCCAAAACAUGGCUCGGGAAUUGACGGUGACCGAGCAGCGUCUACGCGAUGCGUGGGCCAGCGUGCUGCAACUCAACGCGACCGGUAUCCGUCUUCAAGAUAACUUCUUCGCGCUUGGAGGCGAUUCGUUAUCAGCCAUGCGACUAGUUCCAGUAUGCCGAGCGCAUGGCCUCGACCUCACGGUUGCGGAGACGUUCAGUAACCCUACCCUCUUUACAAUGGCGAGCAUCAUAAAAGCCUGCACGGUAGAAGACGAAGUUCAAACCCGCGCGUUUUCCCUCAUCAUGGGAGAGACAGAAUCCGUCUGCCUCGAAGCGUCGCAGGUCUGUGGGGUCACCCGAGCAGCAGUCGAAGAUAUCUACCCUUGCACGCCCACCCAAGAGUCACUUUUCACAUUCUCUCUCAGGUCCGCUGAGCCAUAUAUUGCUCAGCGAGUGGCAUGUAUCCCACAAAACACCGAUUUGGAUGCGUGGAAGAAAGCGUGGGAGCAGGUCGUCGCGAAAAGUCCCAUAUUGCGGACGCGACUGGCUCAGCUGCAGGGGGAGCCGGGUCUCCAGCAGGUGGUGCUUAACACAGGCCAGAUCCAAUGGAGAGAGGCUGCAGACCUGGAGCACUACCUGGACAUCGAUCACACGGAGACAAUGGGUCUUGGACAGAGUCUCGCCCGCUAUGCUAUCAUAACGCCACCCGGUGAUAUGCAGCGAUAUAUGGUGUGGACGGUCCACCAUGUUCUCUACGACGGGUGGUCUGAGCCGCUCAUUCUGAAACAAGUGAGUGAUGCUUUACAGGGGAUGGUCGACACGUCGUCAGCGGCACAGAUCCGGCAGUUCGUAGGCUAUGUCCGCGACAUCGACGAAACCGCCAUGCAGCAAUACUGGAGAGGGGAAUUGCACGGGGCCGUGGGCCCUCAGUUCCCGCGUCUCCCAUCCCGCGAUCAUGUGCCCAACCCUGACGCCAUGCGGGAGCGCCACAUCUCGCUUCCAGAUGCUAGUCCCGGGUGGCCCUUCACGGUGGCUACCCUGAUCCGGGGCGCGUGGGCGCUGUUGGCGUCACGCUAUGCUGGGAACGACGACGUCGUCUUCGGUGAAACACUCACGGGUCGAGACAUCCCGUUAGCGGGGGUGGAAGACAUCGUCGGACCGUUGAUCGCGACGGUUCCUGUUCGAAUCCGUGUGUCCCGAGCGGACACCGUCGGCUCGUAUCUGCAGACCGUCCAACAGGGGCCUCUCACCCGAACGCCCUACCAGCAUAUGGGGAUGCAGAAUAUCCGCAAGGUGAGCGAUGAUUCGCAGCACGCCUGUGAAGCUCCCACUGGGCUGGUCAUCCAGCCCGAACCGGAGUAUGUCGGGGGCGAGCUCGGGUUCACGCACGGAGAUGUCGUCCGGGAGGCUCUUCAUUUCAACCCGUACCCCCUCAUGCUGGCCUGUGGGAUCCAGAAGACGGGCGGUUUCAGAGUCUGCGCCAGCUUUGAUAGCGCGAUUAUCGAGGUUGCUCAGAUGGAACGCAUCCUAGCGCAGUUAGAAACGGUUUGCCAUGAGUUAAUGGGCAACGGCCUUUCGCACAACCUAAACGAGAUAUCCUGUGUUCCGGAGGUGGAAUUGAACCAGAUCUGGCAGUGGAACAAAACACCGCCUCUGUCCAUGGACGAUAGUACUGCAACGCCGCGUGCGAAUUCCGCGAUAACGUCGGGAUCGGAGUAUCCCCCCGCGGCGGUCCCGUGGGUCUGUGAUCUGCGCAACCCAUCGCUCCUCUCACCGAUUGGUAGCCCCGGCGAGCUUUGCCUCGAGGCCGGUUUUCUCCAGGGCGAUGAUGUUGUCGAAUCGCCAGAGUGGCUCGUGGCUGGGAGCUCCAUCUGCUCGGGCCGUCAGGGUAAAGUCCAGCGUACUGGUGAUAUAGUGCAGUUACGAGAUGAUGGGACGGUUGUGUUCAUUGGCCGCAAGGAGAACGUGGUAUCGCUACACGGCCAUGCCGUGAACCUUGCUGACCUCGAGGAUCUCUUCGCCCAGUACCUCCCAGCCACAGCACGGGCUGUCGCCGUGGUUAGCGAAAUUCUGUCGCAAGAGGAGGACCUCGUGGUUUUUAUUGAGUCGCCAGGGUCAGAGACGGAAUGCGUCACGUUGAUAUCCACGGAGCACUAUCUGGUUAUGGAAGGCUCUGAAAGCGCAAUCUGCUCCCGCAUUUCGAUCCACCUAGCAGCAGCACUAAAACGAUUAGACAAGUUUAUCCGGGAUUCUCUGCCAUCAUACAUGGCCCCUACCUGCUAUAUUCCUAUUCAGAAGAUGCCCACCAACGGAGGGCAGGUUGAUCGCGCUAUACUCAGUCACCUUGCCUCGGACGUUCCGAGGACGACCAAGCAUAUAUUAACAGAAGCCCUUCAGACUGCAUGGGCACAGGGCUCCACACACGCCGACCUGACAGUAGCGCAGAAGAUCUUACGGUCUGCGUGGGCAACGAUUCUCCGAGUUCUCCCGGACGAGAUUGAUGUUGACGACAAUUUCUUCCGACGGGGUGGUGACUCCGUGCUGGCCAUGAAGCUCGUCGCUCUCCUUCGAGCCGAUGGUCACCGGCUGACAGUGGCCGAUAUCUUCCAACACAUGCGACUGGGCGAUGCUGCGAAGCGUUUGAAGAUGGACAGUUACACCUUGCGACCGGCGCCAGUUCAAUCCUACCAGCGGUUCUCCACGCUUGACGAGUCGAGUGUCGAGCAGUUCUGCCAGGGGACGGUCAAGCCCAAACUCGCUGAUCCAAGCUGGGGUAUUCAAGACGUCUACCCCGUGACGGACUCACAGGGCCUCGACAUUCGUGGGACUGUCCAUUCCCCGCGCACAUCUUUCCAGUACACCACGCUUUAUUUCGAUGAGCAGAUCGACGCCGCACGCCUCAUUCGGGCCACAACCGAGCUGAUCCAAAAGCAUGACAUCCUGCGGACCGUCUUUGUCCAGCACAAGGAGAGCUUCCUUCAGGUUGUUCUGGAUCGGCUGGACGACUCCGUGGUAACCACUCAACACGCUAGCACCGGCGACAACUUCCAGACAUUCAUCAAACAGCUCUGUAACAAGAACAUUGAGUUGCCCUUCACACUGGGAUCCCCGUUCCUGCGGAUCUUCCAUGUCCAAGACAACGCCAGUCGCCACCACUGCCUUGUCCUCGGUCUCUCGCACGCCCAAUAUGACGGUAUCUCACUACCCCUGCUCCUCCGGGACCUAGAUACCCUCUACACCAACCCUCAACAAGCACUACAGCACGUUCCCUUCUCCCACUACAUCUCGCGCAUCCACGAUACAACCCUCCAAGCAGAAGCCACCACCUACUGGCGCAGCGUUCUCCGCGACUCCACCCUCUCCAUUCUCCCAGGCCAAACCACCCAGCCAACCGACCGCGCAAUCUUCCACACCCAACCCGUAUCCCUAUCCCACGACCCCUCCACGCAAGAAAUCACACCCGCAACCCUCCUCACGGGCGCCUGGGCGCUUGUCCUCGCCCGCCGCCUGCAAACUGCAGACGUGACGUUCGGCGGCGUAACCAUGGGCCGCCAGGUUGAGGUCUCACUGGCGGGGACGGAGACCGUCGCGGGACCCUGCUACCAGCUGACGCCCAUUCGGGUCGUGUUCCAGAAUGGCUGGACCGCCCGCGAUCUACUGCGGAGUGUGCAGCGACAGGGUGCCGAGUCGGCCGGGCACGAUUUCCUAGGCUUCAGGCGUAUCCAGGACGAAUGUACGCGGUGGUCGAAGGACGCGAUCGGGUUCGACUCGCUCGUACAUCAUCAGGAUUGGGAAGAUUUUGAUGCGAUGGAUUUUGCGGGGGCACGGUGUCUGGUUGAGCAGGAAGAUCCGCAUGGCGAUGCACCGGCGCCGAUGAAGAUUGUGUCGUUUGUGAGAGAGGGGCGUAUGCAUGUUGGGGUUGUUGGGAGUGAACGGGACAGAGAGUUGGUGGAUGAGGUGUUGGGUGAGCUGGGGAAUGCGGUGGAGGAAAUUGGAGGGGAGGGAGGUGUUUUAAGAGUAUAG